This is a messenger RNA of Aspergillus wentii DTO 134E9, 1485 nucleotides long. Its product is annotated as adaptor protein STE50. Lineage: Eukaryota; Fungi; Ascomycota; Eurotiomycetes; Eurotiales; Aspergillaceae. The record is from RefSeq and is a predicted model, not a curated record. The transcript is spliced from 3 exons. The coding region runs from base 1 to 1485 and encodes 494 amino acids. Gene Ontology annotation, molecular function: protein binding. Gene Ontology annotation, biological process: signal transduction.
AUGUCUCUCCAUACCUCAUAUCAUGCCGACUCGGAUGCCGACGACGAGUACGAACGGAGUGUCGUCACUUCUCCUCACCUAGUCGCCGAUUCCGAUGCCGAUGCCACUGACUCCGAAACUCACUCCACGGAGCACACGCCUACCUAUACAAUUCCCGAUGACCGUCGCUCCCCCAGAACUAUCAUAGUCGAAUGGACCGCUGAGGAAUGUGCCAGCUUUCUGGUAGGUCUUGGCCUCCGUCAAUACUGCGGGGCUUUUCUAGAUAACGAAAUUGUUGGCGAAGCUCUCAUUGCUCUAAAACAUGACGAACUGAAGGAAAUGGGCAUUACCAGUGUUGGGCAUCGGUUGACUAUCCUGAAAAGUGUAUAUGAAACCAAGGUCAAGCAGGAUAUCCCGCUGGAUGCAGACCACUAUAUCCCUCUCUCGGCGGACCAAAGCAUGAACGAAAAUGCGACACAAGAGGACAUCGCCCGUCUAAUCCAGUCUGUCCGGUUACGAGAUGAGAAGAUCACCUCUGUCGAAUAUGAGUUGCGACGCGUGAUGGAUGACUACCGGCGACUGCGAGAAGAACUUCUUCCGGUGUUCAAAAUGGCCAAGGACCGGUCACAACCGCUCCCUCCUCCGUCAUCCGUGGGAACCUCUGAAUCGCAUUACGAUGGUCCAACACUGAAUUCGCCAUCUGGAUUCAAUCUGUAUGAUCGUGCCAGCUCCGCCAUGUCUCGAACAUUCUCCAAGAAGGCUCAUACUGGAGGCCUCACUCCAAAGACCACCUCUCCCACCCAUAUCCCACCGUCCAUCUAUGAAGAACGCCCCUACAAUGAUAAUGGCUCUCUAAAUCCGUCAACUGCGAUUUCUCAACACUUAUCUGCGAUGAAUGGCGGUUCUCAGUUGUCCCCAGGGAUCCCGUCCCCGACAUCUCCCGGCUCUCACUAUCUGCAACAACCAACACUGGCAUCACGAUCUUACACACAACCGGGCUCGAACAACAGCAUCCGAGCCGCGCACGAUCACCCCGAAGAAACUCCUACAGCACCAUCCUCCCGUUCCGAUCGACUGAACCCCACCCCGACGCAAUCUUCCCGAGAUAUUCCUUCACGGUCCGAGUCUAGAGCAGGGUCGGGCGGGGAUCCUCCUAGCGUUGAAAUCUUCAAAUCAUUCCGGGUGUCCAUGGAUGAUCCAUGCUAUAAAGUUCUUCCGGCUGCCCUCAAGAAGUAUAACAUCAAUGCUGACUGGAAACAAUAUGCGUUGUAUAUUGUAUACGGGGAUCAAGAACGGUGUUUGGGACUGGAAGAGAAACCGCUCAUUCUCUUCAAACAGCUAGAAAAGGAAGGGCGAAAGCCAAUGUUCAUGUUGCGAAAGCAAUUGCAACCCGUUGAGAACAAUCCGUUUCCCAGCAGCGGAGGGACGGGAUCUGCUCCCAACAGCGCAGGCUUUGAAAGCGCAGCAAGACAAGCCCAGAUAAAUUUGCCUGGCGGAGUUCUUUAA